Messenger RNA from Anolis sagrei ordinatus, 1634 nucleotides. RefSeq names its product GVQW motif containing 3 (gene GVQW3). Lineage: Eukaryota; Metazoa; Chordata; Lepidosauria; Squamata; Anolidae. The record is from RefSeq and is a predicted model, not a curated record. Gene Ontology annotation, molecular function: nucleic acid binding.
ACUGCUCUGGCACUCCACUUCCGCUUCUCCAUUUCUGGAGCUGCCCUCCUUCCUCUCGCAUCUCCCUUGAGCUCUGGGCUUUCAACCCUCCCUUAACCAAAGGGCAAACGUAGAGGCCUGAAUUCUCUCCGCGCCUUGCCUGGUUCCUGCGGAGGAGGGAUCCCAGCGUGGAGGAAGGGGAAUCCGGGAAGCGGAGGAAGCUGGCGAGGGGGAGCCAGGCUGGGCGAGGGAGAGGCCCCUCUGCGCAUGCGCCGCCUGAACCAGGCCCAGGACGAGGGAAGGAGCAGAGCAAAAAUGCAGAGGAGUUUGGAGCAGCGAUAUGCGAUCAAGUUCUGUGUCAAACUUGGAAAAUCUGGCUCUGAAACGUUGCAAUUGUUGAGGACAGCUUAUGGGGAUACUGUGUUGUCUUCAGCCCAAGUCUUCAGGUGGCACAAGGCAUUCAAGGACGGGAGGGAAAGCGUUGAGGAUGAACAGCGUGCCGGCCGCCCUUCAACUGCAAGAACGGAGGAGAAUGUGUCUCGAGUGAAGGCAGUUCUGGAUAGGGACCGAGGUUUGAAUGUGCGGUUAAUCGCAGAGAAGGUAGGACUACCGAAAACGGAUGUCCAUCGAAUCAUGACAGAAGAUCUGCACAUGAGAAAAAAUUGUGCGAAACUGGUCCCGAAGAAUUUGUCAGAUGAACAAAAAAACAAUCAUGUGUUGAUUUCUCAUGAACUCUUGGGUCGUGUGUCAAGUGAGCCUGACUUACUGCAGCGACUGAUAGCUGGAGAUGAAACAUGGGUUUUUGAGUAUGAUCCCACAGCUGAAAAACAAACUUCAGAGUGGCACACUUCCCAGUCAACUCAACCAAAGACUGAAUAAGCAGAUCAAGAGUCCAAUCUAUGCUCAUUUGUUUUUAAUCAAAGAGAAUUGUUCACAAGGAGUCUGCCACCCAGACAGAUGGUGUAUCAAAGGUACUCAAUCUUUUGAGAAGCAAGAGUUGUACACUUCUGCUGUUUAAUUGCAAACACAUGGUUUGUUCAGCAUGCCAGUGUGCUAAGUCAGAGAUCGCUCUCUGUGAGGGACUUUGGUUCAAAACAAUAUGACAAUACUGCCCCAACCACUGUACAACCUUAUCUUGGUCCUGUGCAAUUUCUUGUUAUUCCCUGAGCUCUAAACCCAUUUCCAUAGAUAUCAAUUUGGGACGGUUGGAAAUAUCCACGCAGCCGUGGCGAGGGCUUUGAACAACAUCUCUAGUGAAGACUUCUUUCACUGUUUUGGUUAAAUAUUUGAAAGGUUGUCACAUUGAGGAGGGGCAAACUUGUUUUCUACUGCUCCGGAGAUGAGGACACAGAGCAAUGGAUUCAAAUUGCAGGAAAAGUGAUUCCAUCUAAACCUUAGGAACAACUUCCUGACUGUAAGAGCUGUUUGACAGUGAAAUAUUGUACCUGAGAGCAGAGGAAUAUCCUCUGGAUGGCCAUUUGUUGGGGGUGAUUUCAAUAGCAGAAUGGUGUUGGACUGGAUGGCCCUUGGGAUCUCUUCCAACGUGUAUGAUUCUACAAUAUGGAAUUGCUGUAGUCAGGCACAAAUAGCCUGUUUUGAAGGGAAUAUACUGCAAUUGUAUGUAUGUUCAAUAAAAAUGUUUUAAUUAAUUCUCA